AUGAUCAGAUCCAGAAUACCGUGAGUUUUCUUCUCUAAUUCUCUCCGAAUUCUUCAAUCUCCAAUUCUUUUAGUGCUGAUGAGACAAUAAGUAGUAGCUCGUGUGAUACUAGUUACGAAGAAAUGCCACGUGCAACCGCUGGCUCGAUUUUCGAUGGUUUUAGAAGGAAAGAGAAAAGUAAGAAUACGAGAAAUAGAAAAGGAAAUCUGGCGACAGAAGGAAGUGCAAGAUCAAGAAGAACGAAAAGAGAAAAACGGAAUGCGGAAGCGAAAGAAAAAGAGAAAGACAAGACAAUCGCCGCAGCUCCUGCAGCUCAAAUGCAUCCAGCUGUACAAAAAUGGGUGGAGAGAGCAUUGCAAAUGGGUGUGCCAGCACUUCGUGAUGAAUAUCGCGCACUUGCUAAAUAUACGAUGGAAGGAAUGACGAUGGAGGCAUUUGUUGCCAAUCAGCCGCAGAAUCGUAAUCGUUAUCAGGAUGUUCCGUGUCAGGAUGCGAAACGUGUUGCGUUGAAAUCGCCGCCCGCCGCCUGCGAAUAUGUUCAUGCGAAUUAUGUGGGAACACCGAUGUCGGAUAAACGUUUUAUUUGUGCGCAGGUUGGUUAGAGAAGGGGUUCUGAACCUGAUAGAUGACGUGGAUUCCGGAAAAUUAUAGAUCAGGAAAUUCAAAGCCAAAGCCACGUGGCAAACGCAAACACUGAAAUUCGAAUUCUCAAUUUUCUAGGGUCCUCUCGACAACACAAUCGACGAAUUCUGGUGGCUGGUUUGGCAAGAAAAGGCUGAACAAAUCAUAAUGCUUUGCAAUUGCAUCGAGACGGGAAAAUUCAAAUGUGCCCAAUAUUGGCCAUUGGAAGCAAAAGAAAAACGAGAAGUUGGUGGAGGACAAAUGAUUGUCGAAAAAGUGGAUUGCAAGCCAAUGGAACGCGAACCAACAAUUAUGAUAACCAAUUUGAAAAUGACUGUUGGCUCAGAAACUCGUACAGUUCGACACAUGCAAUGGUUAGAUUGGCCAGAUCGUGGAGUUCCACCUUGUAGAUUAACAAGUAUGGAAUUGUUAUCAUCGGUUCGCGGAUCAAAAGUUCCAAUUGUUGUGCAUUGCUCAGCUGGGAUUGGUAGAACCGGAACAAUUGUAGCCAUCGAAUAUAUUCUCGAAAAAAUUAGUGCUGGAAGUGAUUGUAUGGCAAUGGGUGAAUUGAUGAAGGAAUUGAGAAAUCAGCGAGCUUAUUCGAUUCAAAAUGAUUUGCAAUAUUUGUAUAUUCAUCGUGUAAUGCUUUGCUAUUUUUUGGAGAAAUAUAAGGAUAAAUAUGCGGCACUUUUGACUGAGGAUAAUCAGAACAAAUAUAAGAAAUUUGUCGAGGAAUAUAAUACGGCUGUUGGACAAUAG
This is a messenger RNA of Caenorhabditis angaria, 1380 nucleotides long. Lineage: Eukaryota; Metazoa; Nematoda; Chromadorea; Rhabditida; Rhabditidae. The record is from the annotation of a GenBank genome assembly.